This is a messenger RNA of Choloepus didactylus (southern two-toed sloth), 9583 nucleotides long. It is a transcript of the gene TANC1, whose product is annotated as tetratricopeptide repeat, ankyrin repeat and coiled-coil containing 1. Bases 536 to 6124 code for a protein of 1862 amino acids. Gene Ontology annotation, biological process: regulation of postsynapse organization. Gene Ontology annotation, molecular function: protein binding. The record is from RefSeq and is a predicted model, not a curated record. The transcript is spliced from 29 exons. Gene Ontology annotation, cellular component: glutamatergic synapse. Lineage: Eukaryota; Metazoa; Chordata; Mammalia; Pilosa; Megalonychidae.
GGCGGCGGCCUCGGGAGCAGGAGGAGAGGCAGCCACCGAGCGCCGAGCCGGCCGCGCCCCGAGGCCCUGCCCUGGGGGUGGGGAGCCGCGCCGUGGCUGGAAACUUUACCUACAGGUGCUGAGUUUUGGACAAGGAUGCCACUCAGGAGAAAGGGGAAAUUGUGAGCUCAGCUCUCCUCUCGUUAUUUGGUGAACGAAGGGAAGUUACCAAAAAUAGGUGCCCAAGAGCCAUCUUCCUUCAACUGUAUUUCAUCACAGUCUGUACAGUACUUUAGGAUUUCCAUAAACAAGCCAUCAAUAAUAAGGUGUUCAUAUGGAGUCUUCUUAUCACAGACAGGACAAACCCAGUUUUCUUUCCAGCUUUCUGUGGUCGACUUGUCCAGAGGAACUUGUGUGGUGCCCAAGUGAGACAGCUUCUCUCUGUUGCUAGCCUGUGGACUCUGGGGUGAGUGAGGUGAGCCAGACCCAGGAGAGGAGCUAACACAGGAUCCACGCUCUGACAGACCGAGUUCCCCAAGAAGGAAGAGGGUUGGAAAUGUUGAAGGCUGUGCUGAAGAAGAGCCGGGAGGGAGGACAGGGAGGCAAGAAGGAAACAGGAGGUGACUUGGGUCCGGAGACUUCUCCGGUCCUCCCCCCUGGCCAUGGUGGCGACUCUCCAGUGAGCAGCCUUCCUGUGGCCGAGGACACCUAUAGGGUGAGCUUGGCCAAAGGUGUCUCUAUGUCUCUGCCCUCAUCACCCCUGCUGCCUCGACAGGCUCACUCGGUGCAAUCAAGAGCGAACAAAAAAUCCCCAGGUCCGGUCAGGAAGCCCAAGUAUGUGGAAAGCCCCAGAGUGCCUGGAGAUGCAGUUUUAAUCCCGUUCAGAGAAGUGGCUAAACCAGCAGAGCCCAAUGAGAAUGAAGCAAAGGCCCAUAAUGAACCAAGCUGUUCACCGGCAGCUCAAGAACUGUUGACGAGGCUGGGCUUUUUACUGGGAGAAGGGAUCCCAAGUGCCACACACAUAACCAUUGAAGAAAAAAAUGAAACCAUGUGCACAGCUCCUACCCAAGGCAUCAGUCCUUGCUCCACACUAACAAGCAGCACCGCAUCUCCCAGCACCGAUAGCCCCUGCUCAACCUUGAAUAGCUGUGUCAGCAAAACGGCAGCCAACAAAAGUCCCUGUGAGACUAUUAGCAGCCCUAGUUCCACCCUGGAAAGCAAGGACAGUGGAAUUAUAGCCACAAUUACAAGUUCAUCCGAAAAUGAUGACCGGAGUGGCUCCAGCUUGGAAUGGAGUAAAGACGGAAGCCUAAGGUUAGGGGUACAGAAGGGAGUGCUUCAUGAUCGCAGGGCAGAUAAUUGCUCCCCAGUGGCAGAAGAGGAGACCACUGGGUCAGCGGAGAGCUUGCUGCCCAGAGCUGAAGCCUCAGUUGGAGAUGGUCCCGUCCCUUAUUCUCAGAGCUCCAGCUCGCUAAUAAUGCCACGGCCCAACUCAGUUGCAGCAACGAGCUCAACAAAAUUGGAAGACCUGAGUUAUUUAGAUGGGCAGAGAAAUGCUCCUCUUCGAACAUCGAUUAGGUUACCGUGGCACAGCUCUGCAGGAGGUAGGGCACAGGAAGUUAAAGCACGGUUUGCUCCCUACAAGCCACAAGACAUUUUGCUGAAACCCCUGUUGUUUGAAGUCCCGAGCAUAACAACAGACUCUGUGUUUGUGGGAAGGGAUUGGCUCUUUCACCAGAUAGAAGAAAACUUGAGGAACACAGAACUGGCAGAAAACAGAGGAGCAGUAGUUGUUGGAAACGUGGGAUUCGGGAAGACGGCAAUCAUCUCGAAGUUGGUGGCACUUAGCUGCCAUGGCAGCCGCAUGAGGCAGAUCGCUUCCAGCAGCCCCUGCUCAUCACCUAAAACUUCAGAUCCCUCCCAGGAUCUCCCUUUCACUCCAUUGCUUUCACCUGGUUCUUCUACAAGUGGUCCCAACACAGCUAAAAGUCCCCCUCGGUCUGGGUCUGGCACUUCUGAAAACCAGAGACCAAGAGAGGAUGCAGUGAAAUACCUCGCUUCUAAGGUCGUGGCGUACCACUACUGCCAGGCCGACAACACCUACACGUGCCUGGUGCCCGAGUUUGUGCACAGCAUUGCUGCCCUGCUCUGCCGGUCCCAUCAGCUGGCCGCCUACCGAGACCUUCUGAUCAGGGAGCCGCACCUGCAGAGCAUGCUGAGCCUCCGAUCCUGUGUGCAGGACCCCGUGGCAGCUUUCAAGAGGGGCGUGCUGGAACCGCUCACAAACCUGAGAAACGAGCAGAAAAUUCCUGAAGAAGAAUACAUCAUUUUGGUAGAUGGCUUAAACGAAGCUGAGUUUCAUAAGCCUGAUUAUGGAGAUACGCUUUCUUCGUUUAUUACCAAAAUUAUUUCUAAAUUUCCUGCCUGGCUGAAGUUGAUUGUGACUGUAAGAGCAAAUUUUCAGGAGAUCAUCAGUGCACUGCCAUUCAUCAAGCUUUCCUUAGAUGACUUCCCGGACAACAAAGACAUCCACAGCGACCUGCAUGCUUACGUCCAGCACAGGGUCCACAGCAGCCCGGACAUCCUCAGCAACAUCUCUCUGAACGGCAAGGCCGACGCCGCCCUCAUUGGGAAAGUCAGCAGCCACCUGGUGCUGCGCAGCCUCGGCUCCUACCUGUACCUCAAACUCACCUUGGACCUCUUCCAGAAGGGACACUUGGUCAUUAAAAGUGCCAGCUAUAAGGUCGUCCCCGUGUCUCUGUCUGAGCUGUAUCUGCUGCAGUGCAACAUGAAGUUCAUCACCCAGUCCGCCUUCGAGAGAGCUCUUCCGAUUUUAAACGUGGCCCUCGCGUCGCUCCACCCCAUGACGGACGAGCAGAUCUUUCAGGCCAUUAACGCGGGCCACAUACAAGGCGAGCAGGGGUGGGAGGACUUUCAGCAGAGGAUGGAUGCCCUCUCCUGCUUCCUCGUUAAAAGGCGAGACAAAACCCGCAUGUUCUGCCACCCGUCCUUCAGGGAGUGGCUGGUGUGGCGAGCGGACGGUGAAAACACAGCCUUUCUGUGUGAGCCCAGAAAUGGGCAUGCUCUCCUGGCAUUCAUGUUUUCCCGACAAGAGGGCAAGCUGAACCGCCAGCAGACUAUGGAGCUCGGCCACCACAUCCUCAAGGCACACAUUUUCAAGGGCCUCAGUAAGAAGACAGGAAUCUCUUCAAGCCAUCUCCAAGCCCUGUGGAUCGGUUACAGCACUGAGGGGCUGUCUGCCGCCCUCGCCUCUCUCAGGAAUCUCUACACUCCCAAUGUGAAGGUGAGCCGGCUCCUGAUUUUGGGGGGUGCCAAUGUCAACUACAAGACAGAAGUGUUAAACAACGCCCCGAUCCUGUGCGUCCAGUCUCACCUCGGCCAUGAGGAAGUCGUCACUGUGCUCCUGGAGUUUGGUGCCUGCCUGGACGGCGUGUCGGAGAAUGGCAUGACUGCCCUUUGCUACGCGGCGGCUGCCGGCCACAUGAGGCUGGUGUGUCUGCUGGCCAAGAAGGGGGCCAGGGUGGACCACUUGGAUAAGAAAGGCCAGUGUGCGCUCGUGCACAGCGCCCUGCGGGGCCACGGCGACAUUCUCCGCUACCUGCUGGCCUGCGAGUGGUCGGCUGGGCCCCGCCAGCCUGGCGCGCCGAGGAAGAGCCAAGCCCUGCAGCAGGCGCUGACGGCCGCCGCCAGCAUGGGCCACAGCUUGGUGGUCCAGUGCUUGCUGGGAAUGGAAAAGGAACAUGAAGUAGACGUCAAUGGCACUGACACGUUGUGGGGAGAGACAGCCCUGACUGCUGCUGCAGGAAGAGGGAAGCUGGAGAUCUGCGAGCUGGUGCUGGAGCGUGGAGCUGCCGUGUCUCAGACUAACAGGAGAGGUGUCCCACCUUUGUUUUGUGCAGCACGCCAGGGGCACUGGCAGAUCGUUAAGUUGCUCUUGGAACACGGCUGCGAUGUGAACCUAAGUGACAAGCAGGGCCGGACGCCCCUCAUGGUGGCUGCUUGUGAAGGGCACUUGAGCACGGUGGAAUUUCUCCUCUCCAAAGGUGCUGCCCUCUCUUCUCUGGACAAAGAGGGUCUGUCUGCGUUAAGCUGGGCUUGUCUGAAGGGUCACAGGGCAGUGGUCCAGUAUCUGGUUGAAGAAGGAGCCGCGAUAGACCAGACGGACAAGAACGGCCGCACCCCCUUGGACCUGGCUGCCUUCUAUGGCGACGCGGACACGGUGCUGUACCUGGUGGAGAAGGGGGCCACAAUUGAGCAUGUGGACCACAGCGGGAUGCGGCCGCUGGACAGAGCCAUUGGUUGUCGAAACACAUCUGUAGUGGUGACACUACUGAGAAAAGGAGCCAAACUAGGAAAUGCUGCUUGGGCGAUGGCCACUUCCAAACCUGAUAUUUUGAUUAUACUUUUACAGAAAUUAAUGGAGGAAGGAAAUGUGAUGUACAAAAAAGGGAAGAUGAAAGAAGCAACCCAGAGGUACCAGUAUGCUUUACGGAAGUUUCCUCGAGAAGGAUUUGGGGAGGACAUGAGACCAUUCAAUGAACUAAGAGUUUCCCUGUAUCUCAAUUUGUCUCGCUGUCGAAGGAAAACAAAUGACUUUGGCAUGGCAGAAGAAUUUGCCUCCAAGGCUCUUGAAUUGAAACCCAAGUCCUAUGAAGCCUAUUAUGCCAGGGCAAGAGCCAAGAGAAAUAGCAGGCAAUUUGUAGCAGCUCUGGCUGACUUGCGGGAAGCUGUGAAACUAUGUCCCACCAAUCAGGAAAUCAAGAGGCUUCUAGCCCGUGUAGAAGAGGAAUGCAAGCAAUUCCAGAGGAGCCAGCAGCAAAAGCAGCAGGGCCCACCACCGGCUCCACCCAAUGAUUCAGAUAAUGAAGAGGAUGCCCCGACUUCUGGGCUGAACGACCACUUUCUUCUUGAGGCUGAAGAGGAAGAAACUGGUCAACAGGAAGAAUCCAUUUCCCUGACUCCCAGGCCCCAGCUGCCCUCAUCUGCCACCUCCCCAUACAUCAGAACCCUUCAAGAAGGGUUACAGUCCAAAGUAAGGCCAGCAUCGCCACAGAACAGGCCAGGAAUCAGCAAGCCCCUGAGGGAGCCUGUGGCUCAGCCAGGGUUGAUUAUGCAGCCCACAAAGAAGGCUCAGAUAGUGAAAACCAACCAGCAUCUCGGUUCUGGACAGGCUGGCGUGAGAAGCGGUAGCACAAAAAUUCAGGUCUCUCUUCAGAAUCCCCCCCCAAGUCCUAUGCCAGGUAGAAUCCCUGCCACACCUGCUGGUGGCAAAACCCAGCAUUUAGAGGGAACAGGUACUUUCACUGUGGGAGCUGGUCCGGGCCAUUUUGGGGACCGGCUGGGCCCCAGCCAGAAUGUCCAGCUGCUGCGCGGUGAGAGUGGUGCUGCAUAUCCUCUGCCCAGCAAGAUAAAAGCCGCGGAGAGGCUUCUUCUGUCUCCCGCCUCUGUAGCUAUGGACGUAGCCCCCACUCCAGACCAGGGUGGGCCGGGGAGCUGCAGUGACGUGCGACACCCGGCUUCCCUCGCCAGCUCAGGCUCCUCGGGCUCGCCAUCCGGCAGCAUAAAGAUGUCAAGUUCAGCUGGUAGUUUGACUUCAAGCAGCAGCUUUUCAGACAGCUUCAAGGCCCAAGGACCAGAUGCUCGGAUUAAAGACAAGGUUGGUACCCAGGUUCAGAGUGGUAUGGCUGAGCACAGGCCCCGCAACACUCCGUUCAUGGGCAUCAUGGAUAAGACAGCCAGGUUCCAGCCACAGGGCCAUCCUCCAAGCCGCACAUGGCACUGUCAGGUGGCAGAGGGGCUGCUGACGUCUCCUGCAGCUGGCCUGCAGGCCUCAAACCCCGAGAAGCCUCCUCUCAAGCAAGUAGGGGGAUUUAAUAACCAAGCCAAAGCCUGUUCUGUUUCUACUCUGGGUGGAAGUGUCCACAAUGGGGCACAGGUGAAGGAACUAGAAGAAAAGAAGUGCCAAAAACCUGUCCACUGUCAAGAUAACAGGAUAACUAAGACUGUUUCUCAUCUGUAUCAGGAAAAUAUCUCUAAACAGCAGCCUCAUGUCAGUAAUGAAGCCCACAGGAGUCACCUCACUUCAGCGAAACCAAAGCGAUCAUUCAUCGAGUCAAACGUGUGAGCCUUAAGAGACCCAUUUGUAAAAUUUGGAAAACAGCAUGUUGGCUCUUGGUGAUAAGUCAUAAUUAAAUGGUUUUUCAUCAGAAAAAAAAUUUUUAGCCAUGUAUUUUUUUUUCUUUUUCCUCUGGGGUGGAGCUGAUGCCAUUGUUAUGUUAAAAAUGUAGGUUGAAACUACUUUAUUAAAUAGCUAGAAGUCACCAUAAUUAAGAUUGCUAACCAGAAUUGAAGAGAUUAAUACAAACUACUAUUAGCUGUGCCCAUCAGUUCAAAAAUUUAAGACAGCCAAGACAUUAAUUCAUGCUUUUCUUAUGAAAUUGUUUGGUUUCUGUAAUUUUUCUCCUAGCCUUUGCUAUGUGGUAAGAUCAUAUAUUUACUUUGAGAAUAUAAAUGUCUGUUGUUAGUUCAUGGCAUAAUAUCUAGAUGAUAUGUUCUGGAAAAGAUGGAAUUUUCAAGGUACAGUUCCAUUUGACUAAAAUCCCAAUUAAAUAUAUGUAUUUGAAUUAAAAUCUUGGAUGAUUUCUAGCUGGGUAUGUGUGACUAGAAACAUAAUACAGCUGAAUUUUUUAAAGCAAAAUAUGAUAACAUCCAAGUAUUGUUCCCUCAAGAGAAUUAUUUCAGUGUUAUGGUUCUUAUUCAAAAUAUUUUUAUAGCACCUUUCUGGGAACUGCAUUCAUCCUUCAAGGUGUUUUGAUAUUUAGAAACCAUAGAAGCCAUUUGGGAUCAAGACUGGUGGUCAAACUGGAUUUAGGCCAAAAAACUAAGACCAGCCUUCCUAGUGGCACUUACAAAUUAGCUCUCAGCUGGUUCCAAAACUUCUUUUAACAAUGAUAGCACUCCUGGAACAAGUCUUCCAAGGUCCUUUAAGGACAAUAUUUAAUUUGGAUAUUCACAAUUGUAAAUAUUUAACUAUUUCAAAGUAGUUAAUCUAAAAAAAAAAUCCAGUCAUAUAUUUGCAUGUUCUUUAUAAGCUUCAUCCAUGCUGGUUAUUGCACUGAAUGAUAUAUUAUGGCAUGUUAACUGUAUACCAUAGUAACAGCACUUUAUCUCAUUUAUAGGAACACCUCUGAGGUGCUACUUAAGUCCAAACUGAUGUAUUAUUCAUUUGUAAAGAUAAGGUACAGAAUGAACCUUGGUUUACAGGUAUUUUUCUAUGAAAACGGUGUUAUUGGAGGAUAUGAAAGAUUCUAGUUUGAGAGCGGUGGGAAUAUACUGGUUUUAUAUGUCAGGAUGUGAAAUGUAUUUUCUAGAAUUGGGGAGAAGUAAGUUCUGUAUUUACAGAAUGUUUUAAAAAUGGUUGUAAUGAAGUUCCUGUGAGCAUCAUUCAGGUUUUGUACGAAUGGGACUCUUCUGUCAUUCUUCAUUUGUGUACAGUGUUCUUUGUACAAACAGCUUUGCAAUUUUUUUUAUAGGCUUUUCAUGAGGUCUACAUAUAACUACUAUGGCUUAUUUAUUGUUUUCUUUAAUAUUUGUGAAAGUCUUAUUCUUUUGUUAUGUAGUUUUGUUUCUGCACAACUACUGUACUUUUCCAUAUGGAAUAAAGACUAUUAAUAGAAUGUGUUUUGCAUUAAAUGGAACAAUGAAUAAGUAGAGAAUAUCUGAAUGACAACUAUCUGCCCUGCUUUAAUUCUGGGUGAUCUUGUAACCCUAAAGAAAAUAGUGAAAAGCUUAUUUUUAUGGUAAUGCUACCAAAUACAUAUUUAAUUUCAUUUUAUAAUACUUUAAAAACAAGUGUGACAGCUUCUAAAUGUUCUGAAAUGUUCAAAGGAAAAUUAAUGUUUUUUUCCCCUGAAAUAGGUUUUUCUUGAAGAAAAGCAAUCUAUACUUUGUUUCUCAGCUGUUCCAAGAAAUCUUUGUCUGUUUUUACUGGCAACAAGAUACCUUUAGUACUGCAACUUGCAAACACUUGGGCAAAACACUGAACAUUGUGUUAUUUUGUCAGGUGGCUCUUCACAAUGACAUUAUGUUUCAGUUACACGUGUGAAUUGCCUAUGUCCAUAUAUUUCCUUUUCAUAAUAGUAUGAAUGAGACUGACCAUCAAACUGGGUUAUAUGUCAUGAUAAAAUUUUGAUUUAGAAUCUUAAGUCUAAGUAGUCCCUAAUAAUACUUCAGGUUAUUAUUAUCUGGUCACUACUAUUAUUAGCAAAGUUAAGUAUUUUUAAUCCUUCUUUACAGCUGUAUAUUUAAAUUAAAGGUUAAAAAAAAAAACACACAAAGGAAACGGGGGGGGUGUUAUUCUGAUGGACAAUCUUGUCGUUGGGUGACUUUUCCUCUAAAGCAGCCAGUGUGACUUAUAUAUAAGAGUUUAUUAUGCAUUAAGUUAUGACUGAUAUACGCUUAGUAAAGAUAUUUGAUCCAACAAUGGGCUCCAUGAUUUUUUUUAAAUGUUAGAAUUAUGUUAACCUAUUUUCUGUAUAGAAUAUAAUAGAAAAACACCUUCUAAAACAGUGAUUUUCAAACUUUGUCUUAUAAGUAAGAAUGUGGGUUUGAAAAGAAAUCGCUGUUUUAGAAUCAUAGAUUGGGAAACAUAGCUGUUAUACAAAAGGAAAUAAAGUUCAGAAAUACAUUAAGUUGAGAGAAAUAUUACAUAGCACCAAUUAUAAAGAAAAGAUACUUGGAUAUUUCUGUGGUGGCUAGGUUUUCCACCUUGCUGUGAACACAGCACAUCAGCUAUAAGUUUAUAAAAUACGGAAAAAGUCUGACUAAAUGCUAUAAAUAUUUAAUUCCCCCCCCCCUUUAUUUCUGAGUUUUCAAAUUCUUAAACUACUACAGUGAAGGCUCUAAGGGGAGGUAUUUACAGAUCCUAAUUUGGGUUUGUUGAGUGAGGUCAAUUUAACAAAUGUGUGAGCACCUCUCCUGUGCCAGGGUGGUCGGCCACCAAGAGUCUUGGUUCCUGUCUGCCUUUACAGUUUAGUUCUAUUAAGCACUUAUUAUUUCAUACCAAUGGCUUCCAUUCCAGUAACCAAAUCAUGACAGGUAUGUGGGAAGUCAAUACAAUCUCAACUUCCUGAUCUCGAAGUUCUCUUACGAAUGAAUGCUUGUAGGAGUGCUAUAUUAAAUAUCAAGCUAUUGUGUAAAAGUGCCUUUGUACAGUCUCUACCUUUGAAUAAUACAUGAGAACUUUAAGAAUUCUAAAUUCUCAAUGGAGGACGGUUUGCUACUUUAUAUACUUCAGCAAAGUCAAUCCAACUAAUUCAUGAUAAUUUAUUAUAUGUUUAAUUUGUAUCUAGGUUUUAGACAAUGGAAAAAAAAAUCACUGCCACCCUGCAAAUCUAGAAUUCAACAAAAAUGUUUUGUAAACAUGUCUGAGGUCAUUUUCACAAUCACAACUAUACAAUUAGUUUGCUACAAAUUAAAUUCUAUUUAAAAGAAUUCCAAAGAUUUAGCAAAUGAAUGGCUAUUAAUUAGGGGGUUAAACUUCUGUUAUAUUGUAAGAUUAUGGCAAUCUUUGUUUGAAGAAUAA